This is a messenger RNA of Hydra vulgaris (swiftwater hydra), 3818 nucleotides long. RefSeq names its product formin-J. Lineage: Eukaryota; Metazoa; Cnidaria; Hydrozoa; Anthoathecata; Hydridae. The record is from RefSeq and is a predicted model, not a curated record.
AUCAACUAUAAUGAAAUGAAACAUUUUUAUUAAAUAUGUCUUGGAAAUGAAGAAGUAUAUUUAUUAAAUAUGUCUUGGAAAUUUUCAUUCCGUCGAAAAACAUCCCAACCAGUGCUAACUAAUGAUUUCAAAAAAUCAUUUAAGUAUGGAGAUGAUAAACGAAUACAACUUAUGAAUAUGGUAAAAGAAGGCAAGCUAUCUGCAGAGGAGGCUGUAAAUGAAGCUCACAUUCUAGGGAUUACAACUACCCAAUAUGAAAAUGUCUCGAAUGAAAAUUUACAGGAUAAAUUAGGAGAGAUCUAUAAUUUUGGUGUAUACAAGUAUGGAUUUAACAACAAGACAGUUAAAUAUAUAUUACAAUUAGAUUUCCAAGAAAAUUCUUUGUGUUUGCUGCAUCGUGGGUUUAAAAAAAGAAGCUAUGAAUUUACAUUGAUUAAAAGCAUAGAAACUGUUGAUGACUCAACAAGGAUUCUUAUUCAGUUCAAAAAUGGGUCUGAAUUAGAAGUUGAUCCAGGUUCUUUGGAAGAUAAAAAUGAAAUAUCACGUUUGCUUUUGUCAAUUAUCAGUCAAGCAGAACAAGGAACAAGUCAAUCAAGCGGAUUUUUAACAAAACGAAACUCUGUGUUAUUAGAAGGAGUUCUGGAGAAAAAAGGGCAUAGUGCUGCUUUCUUGUUAUGGACAAAACGUUUUGUUCGAAUUUUUCCCGGAGAAAUGAUGUAUUUUAAGGUUGGUGACGAAGAUAAUGAAAGUUUAGCGUUAGGUAUUGUUCCAUUAAGACAAGGUGAUGUUGUUUUGAGAAAACAAGAUGAUUUUGGGUUUAGUUUGUUAUCAAAAAAUAAAGAGUAUUCGUUUCGAAUUUGUUUUCCAAAGCAUGUUGAUACUGAAAAAGAGCGUGACAGUUGGUUAAUAGCUAUUCAACAAGCUCAAAAGUUACCUGGAGCAGAAGUUGGUAAUCAAAUAAAAUCACUUUUUGAUCAAGAAUUUUACCUAAAAAGUUUAGUAAACUCACUUAAUAUUGAACUUGAGCAACUUGGUGUAAUUUUAAAUAUUAUUGAUGCACCUAUUCGUGCCUCAGAGCAAGUCAAGAAAGUUCGAGACAUUAUUUGUUCAUUAAAUGACCAAAUUAAAACUGGACUGUUUUCAUCGACUUUACGCAGUGUUGCUAAUAGUGCACCUAUUCCAAAAAAUUCUCAAUCAUCAAGUAAUGAAUAUGAAAAUUCUCAGCAUACUUCUUUAAAUAACUUUAUACCAUCAAUUAUCCCAUCCAGUGAACCAUUACAUAUCCCAUCCAGUGCCAUAGUUGAACCAUUACAAGAUAAUUUUGUACAUCAGCAAACACGAUCAGAAAUUUCAGAUGAAGAAUAUAUGAGAAUACUUUUACCGUCAAAACCAAAUGAAGUUCAAAAUAUGUCUUCUAAUUUACCAAAUUAUGCAAAAGUAAAUAAGGCUGUUAGCAAACAUUUACCUUGUGAAUCGAAUUCAUUUGAUACUUGCUCAUCUUUAGACAUACCUCCACCUCUUCCACAAAAACUUUACACAGACAUUUCAAACAUCGAUAGAGUAAACAAACCUUUACAUAAUACAGAUAAAGCUGUUAAUGAUUCUGUUCCAGAGAAAAUAUCUAAUGAGAAAUCUUCUAAUGAGUUAAAUAAUAAAAAUAACGUUUUUGCAAACAUUCCAUCAAACGUAACUUUGAGUUUAGAGAAAACAGACACUCAAAACAUUUCCAAUUCCAAUAUCAAACAAUUUGAAGGAGAACAGUUUAUAAGUACUGCAAACAUCCCACCCCCACCUCCGCCCCCGCCAAUGUUUGGUAUUGGGGCGUCAUUUUUACCAUUGAAAACAGAUAUUGUUCCAACUUGUAAGAUGAAACCAUUGUUUUGGAGUAAGAUACCUGAAAUAGAAAUUACUUCGUCUUUUUGGAAAGACUCUCUUGAUCAAAUAAAUAACAUUGAUGUUAAAAAGUUAGAAAGUGUAUUUCACCAUCAAAACGACAAAGUUGAACAAAAGAAGGAUGAAACCGACUUUCCAAAAUCUCAGAAUAUAUCUCUUCUUGAUCAACGAAAAGCUCAGAAUUUAAGUAUAUUCUUAAGUGGAUUUAAACUUAACGAGGUUGACAUAAACGAAAAGUUAACUAUCGUUGAAGGAGAAAGUUCAUUAACUUCUGAGGAAAUUAUUGGGCUCAGGAGAUUUCAGCCUUCAGCUGAAGAAAUAGAAAUGUACAAAUCAUUUAAAGGAGAAAAAAGUUUACUUACUGAUGCCGACAAGUUUAUGAUUAAACUCUGCAAUAUUCCAAAUUUGGCGACACGGUUGGAUGUUUUACUGACAUUGCGAGAACUUCCUAGUGAAAUUGAAGUAAUACAGACUCCUAUUCAAAAUGUUAUGAAUGCUUGUUUGUGUUUGAAUGAAAAUAAGAAUUUCUUACGAUUACUUGAGUUUGUUUUAGCCUACGGUAAUUACAUGAAUGGCGGAACUGUUCGUGGAAGAGCUUACGGUUUUAAGUUAGAUGUUCUAAACCGACUCGUUGACGUUAGAAGCUCGAACAAAAAGUACACGUUGCUUGAUCACAUUGUUGAAGAACUUUGGGUGAAAGAUCGAGAUGCUGUAACUUGUUAUAAAGACUUAUCUAUUUUGACUAAUCCAAUUGACUUUUCAUUAAAAAGUUUUUUUGCUGAAGUUCAAUUAAUGCAUAAAGAAUUACAGUCACUAAGCACUAAGCAAAAAGGAAUCAAAGAAGAACUUAAUUAUACCUUAAGUCAGUAUAUAGCCUCGUUUGUUGAAGAAUAUUCAAAAAUUGUCGAGAACUUAGAAAUAACAUGUAAAAAUAUAAUAGAAAUUUCAGUUUUACUAAAAAAAAAAUUUGGCGAAUCAUCUACUACGAACUUUGAAGCUUGGCUAAGUGGAAUAGGAAGUUUCCUAAAAUGUUUGCAAGUUGCGGUUGAGUCUUAUUGUAAAAAGUUGGACCAAAUUACAAUUAACGAGUCUCGCAGUGAAAAUAUAGUGCAGCAGAAGGAUGAAAAUAUAGUGCAGCAGAAGGUUGAAAAUGCAAUCACUAAUCUCCAAAAAAAAAGCAAUUUAAACUACAAACCCUUAAAUCAACAUACCAACAAACAUUCAAAUGUGAUGUCUGACUUAAUAAGUAAAGAACCUAGUGAAAAUAAUAAUGUGGCGUGUCAAUCUGAAAUCGAAAACACGAAAGUUUAUUAUUUUGAGCUAAAUCAAACUACUGAACUAAAUGACGACAACAGCUUUUUACCGACAAAGUCUGGUUUUUUGUUUAAAUUUAGUGGUAAUAAAAAACGCUUACCAAAAUGGGAUCGUUUAUUUUUUGAAUUAACCGACAACGGGUACCUUCAGUAUUAUAAAAAAACAAAUGGAAAGGUUACUGGUAGUUUAUAUAUAAAAGGCUGUCGCAUAUUGGUUGAUUCAAUGGAUAGUUCCUCUUUUAAUAUUAUCCAAGAGGAUCUCGAGUGGAAGUUAAAAGGUGAAACUGAUUUAGAUACGCAUGAUUGGUUAAAAUCAUUGUCUUACUUUUCAAAAAAAGAAUAAAAACGACGUUAACUCAGAAAAUAUUUUGACUAAAUAAUAAAAAUAUUAUAAUGCAAUAAUUUUAUAAUAAUUUACACUAUAAUUAUAUAAUGAUUUUUUAUUAAAAUAGUUUAAUAUAUAUGAAUAGAUUAAAAUUGACUAAAAUUAAAAAUAUAGACUUUUGUUAACUAUGAUAACUUCUAGUUAUUAACGAUUGUGUUCUUAUUUAAAAAUUUAUGAAUUUGGAUUUUUUUAUCCUUUGUUCCCCCCAAUAUUUUAUAAUUGGUUUU